AUAGUGUAUUCCUAGCCGGAGACGCAGCCCAUACGCACUCGCCCAAAGCCGGCCAGGGAAUGAACGUCUCGAUACAAGAUACAUACAACCUCAUCUGGAAGCUCGGAUCCGUAAUAACAGGAGUGGCACAGCCGACGAUCCUCAAGACGUACGAAAGCGAGCGACAUCCUGUCGCCGAGCAGCUAAUGAAGAUGGAUGCCGAGCUUGUGGAGGCUUACGAGCGAACGGGAGGAUCUAUUAGCCAUGUCAGUCAGAUACGCGAUGAGCACGCGGGGUUCAUGUCGGGUGUUGAGGUGACGUAUCCGGAGAGCUUGCUCUUUGCAUCGAAGAGCGGUCCGGCAAAGGCAAAGCAAAUCACUGUUGGGAUGAGAAUGCGGAGUUGUCCGGUGGUCAACCAUGCCGAUGGAUCCACGGUACAGCUGGCGAAUGUUCUCUCGAGUAACGGGGCGUGGAGGCUGCUUGUCUUCGCCGGCGAUUUGCGACAGGCACAGCAGGUUGACCGUCUGAGGGCAUUCGCUGAUAACUUCCGCAGGCAGCCACUCUUGUCGGGUUCCAGACGGACAGUACCCUUGAGAAAUGGGCAAAUGACCCUCGAGGUGAUCUUGAUCCAUGCCGGUUCCAGAUCGUCCGCCAACUUCAUGGAUCUGCCAGAGAUCUUCCGUCCGUUCGACGAGAAGCUGGGCUGGGAUUACGGCAAGGUAUUUGCGGACGACGAUUCCUACGGUCAAGGCAGCGGUCAUGCUUACCGCGAGUAUGGAAUCCCCGAGGACACUGAUUGUCUCGUGCUUGUCCGCCCAGAUCAGCACGUAGCAAUGGUGGUAGCUAUGGGCGAAGAGGCGCAGCUGGAGAGCUACAUAUCUAGAUGGCAUGUGAGGAACUCGGUAGAUAAUUAAUAAUUACGCUGUAUUAGAGCUAUAGAGCUAUCUAUGGUUAUCUUUCUCCGUCAUCGUCAAAACUCAUUUGCUGGUUAAGUAUAUUAGGUC
Molecule: messenger RNA, 983 nt
Organism: Aspergillus calidoustus
Lineage: Eukaryota; Fungi; Ascomycota; Eurotiomycetes; Eurotiales; Aspergillaceae
Source: the annotation of a GenBank genome assembly